CGUAUGAAAUUUUGCUCCUUUUUAUUUAAACCUUUGGGUGGCGGCUUUGUUUGUCUGCACAUCCGGAAAUGGGGAGGAGAGCUAGCAGUUCUUCUUCGUCGUCUAUAGAGAGCAGCAACCAUCAUUUCCCUCGAUCGUCGGGUUCUGAUCUCAGCACUGAUCUCCGGCUUGGACUCAGCAUUGCAGCAUCUACGCCGCCGGAGCAGUCGUGGUUGCGGCAGCAGGCGGUGGCGGAAGAGGAAAAUGAGUGCAAUAGUGCUAGUUUCUUUGUUAAGGUGUACAUGGAUGGGAUUCCGAUUGGGAGAAAAUUGAAUCUUUUGGCUCAUGAUGGGUACCAUGAUAUGAUUAGAACUCUGGAUCACAUGUUCAAGACGAACAUUCUCUGGUCUGAGGCAGCAGACGUGGAAGGAAUACAGUAUGAGAAUUGUCAUGUUUUGACUUACGAAGACAGGGAAGGAGAUUGGAUGAUGGUUGGGGAUGUUCCAUGGGAGAUGUUCUUGUCCUGUGUAAGGAGAUUGAAGAUUACUAAAUGCUGAAUUUUGGGACGUUUCUCUGUUUCUCUCUAUGCUUUUUUUUUUUUUUUUUGGGUUUUUUUCUCUCUGCUUUUGGGGACUGACUAGGUAGGGAGGCAUGCCCAGUAAGAGAACUGACCAUGGAGGCUUUGCCAGAGAGAGGGGUUCACCGAGAGGGGCAUAUACCACUGUCUAAACCGACAGAUGCAUCUCAUGCCGUAGGAUGCAGACAUAUGGUUGACAUGUUUAGGAAUUAGGAUUACUUCACAGAUGAAAAUUUUGCAUACCAAAACAGGGCAUGAAAUAUGGAUUAGCAGAUUCCAUGAAAUGCCAUGAGAUCAGCUAUAUUAUUUAGGAAGCCCUUAGUUAAUUUGUUGUUUUCUUUAGAAUGUCUAAAAUCCCAAAGGAAAUCACUGAAU
This is a messenger RNA of Rubroshorea leprosula, 931 nucleotides long. The record is from the annotation of a GenBank genome assembly. NCBI's taxonomy places the organism in Eukaryota, Viridiplantae, Streptophyta, Magnoliopsida, Malvales, Dipterocarpaceae.